Molecule: messenger RNA, 897 nt
Organism: Sus scrofa (pig)
Lineage: Eukaryota; Metazoa; Chordata; Mammalia; Artiodactyla; Suidae
Source: RefSeq, a predicted model, not a curated record
UCCCGCCACGGGGGCCGGAAGCAGCAUGAGAAGACCAGGUCAGGCCGCAGGGACCCGGACGCGCUCCACCGCGCAGCAGCGGCCGGCGGGUGCCCAGCAGGCGCCGCAGUGCCGCCCGCGGGAACUCCGGGUGCAGGCGCCAGUGGCGCGCGAUCCCGGAGCCUGCGCGGACAAGUGCUGACUGGUGCGGGAGGGGCCCGUGCGGCGGGGGAAGAAGGCGGAGUCCGCGGGGAAAACGAAACUGAGAGUGAGCGGCCCAGAUCCCACCAGGCUUCACAGACUGCAGCAGCGCGGGUGAGUGGCGAGGGGCCGACAACCAGGAGCCACAAGGGCGCUCGCCAUCCUGCAUCCCCAGCCUGGGACUGGACCCUGCACUUCCAGCCAUCUGGUCAUCAUAUACCCACUCCUAUUAUUUGUUUUUGGACGUUGUCUUCUUUGUUUCUUCAGUGGAGUGCAGUUUACUGGAGAAAGAAAAUGGCCAGUGGUCGUUCACCGUGUUUCUACAUAGAAGAACUUAAUAAAUACCAACAAAAGAACGAUGUCAUACUUAAGUAUCGUGAACUGUGUAAGACAGGACCUGCACAUAACUUGAGGUUUACGUAUCAAGUUGUAAUAGAUGAGAAAGAAUUCCCCAAAGCUGAAGGUAGAUCAAAGAAGGAAGCCAAAAAUGCUGCAGCCAAAUUAGCUUUUGAAAUAAUUAAUAAAGAACACAAGGCAAAUAGUUCUUCAUCACUGCCGACAGCAAAUCCUCCAGAUAGACAACUCACUGAGAAUUACAUAGGCCGUAUUAAUACGAUUUCCCAAAAGAAAAACCUAUCUGUAAAUAUGAACCAUGUGAACCGGGGGAAGAUGGGCCUGAAAAGUGAGAUGACAUACUUUUCUAUUUAUUGUAUCUAA